GGGGUCCGAGCAUGGCGGGCGCUGCGCGGCGGGUCGAGUACCUGGCGGGCUUCGGCUGCCCGGCCGGGGGCCUGGCGGCGGGCCGGCCCCGCGUGCUGCGCCACGAGGCGGAGAUCUUCGUGAGCACCGGGCGCGAGUUCGUCUACGCCUACGACCAGGGCGGGCGGCGGCUGAGGGUGGUGUACAAGUUUCCAGACCAAGUGUGGCACCUGGAGUUCCUGGCCCUUCGCAGGGCGCUCUACGUCCUGUGUGCUGGCAAGGGCGUUUACUGCCUGUCGGUGGAUCCUCCGGGCAGGUCUGUGGACCAGGCUGAGCAGGAGGAUGAGGACAGUGAGCUCCCUUCCCGCGUUGUUGCUGUGGACACGGGUGCCUUUGUACUCCCCGACGCCACGCUGUGUGCCUUCACGGUGCUCGAUGACAUGCUCGUCACCCUGGCCCGGGGCCCAGCACGGUGGAAGAUGCAGCUGUUUGCACAGCGCUUUGCAGGGGAGGAACCCAGGCUGGGACCCCAGCUGGGCGAAGCGGAGUUCUGCGCCCUGCCAGCCAGGAGCCCUGGGCAGCAGCUGGCCCCCCGCUUCCUCCCAGUGCUGUGCUGCUUGGCCCUGCAUGACCGCCUCCGGGGCCCUGGGGGCUUCACGCUGCAGCAGGCCCUCUUCGGGGUACUCUUUGGAGCUGAUGCCACCCUCCUGGAGUCGCCCGUGAUCCUCUGCGGCUUCCCCAACGGCCAGCUCUGCUGCGCGGUCCUCAAGACCCUGGCUGCCUCUGGGACAGCCCCGGACGUCCCAAAGUUGUUCGUCAAGAUUCUGCAUCACCUGGAGGAGCCUGUCGUCUUCCUGGGAGCCUUGAGGACAGAGCCGCGGGCAGAGGAGGGGCCACUGGGCGAGGACGCGCCCUCUGACUGCUUGGUGGUGCUCGGUCACCACGGCCGGACGCUGGCCGUCAAGGCCACCUGGGACAGGGCAGGGAACCCCGUGCCAGACCUGCAGGAGAGCCGCCUCCCCGGGCCCGUGCUCUGCGCUGCCUGUGGCGGGGGCGGCCGCGUGUACCACAGCACCCCCUCGGACCUCUGCGUGGUGGACCUGGCUCAGGGCAGGGCCCCCUCAGGCCCUGCACAGCCCGACGGGGGCCCGGGAGGCCUGCCUUCUCCGCUCUGUCCAGCCAGCUUGGACAUCUGCAGCGUCGUCGCCCUUUCUGUGUCGCCCAAGGCUCCCAAAGGUGGCACCGAGCUCCUGGCCCUGUCGGCCAAAGGCCGCCUGGUGACCUGCAGUCUGGAGCAGAGCUCUGAGGUGCCUCGCCCGGCCCCGGUGACGGCAGCUAAAGCCGGCCAGAAAAUAAAGGAGUUACUCUCUGGGAUUGGUAAUGUCUCUGAGAGAGUGUCUUCUCUGAAGAAGGCGCUGGACCAGCGGAACAGGGCGCUGACUUGCCUCAACGAGGCCAUGAAUGUAAGCUGUGCUCUGCUGUCGCGCCAGGGCGGCCCCCGGCCCAUCGUGUGCACCAUCUCCACCGCCUGGAGCCGCCUGCCACCACGCGACCUGCUGGUGGCCACCUGCCUGCUGGAGAACCGCAGCACCCACAGCCUUGGCCGGGGCUGGGCCCUGUGCCUCCAGGUGCGCCCCAGCACCUGCACCCCAGAGCUGGGCCCGGCCAGCCCAGCCCUCACCUACACCGCCCCCCUGGACCAGCUCAGCCCUGGCAGCCAGCAGGAGGUGACAGUGACCCUGGGCCCGGGCGAGGACGGUGCGCUCAACCUGCCCAUCACCAUCUCCUGUGCACUCUUCUACAGCCUGCAGGAGGUCAUGGGGGCGGUGCUCACCCCCUCGGAUGCUCUAGAGCACCCCUUUUUGGAGGAGUGUCCCCCAGACAUCCUGUCAGAGCAGGAUGGCAUCUGCCUGCCCCUGGGUGAGCACACGGUGGACCUGCUGCAGUGCCUCCGCUUCCCUGGCCUGGCCAGGCCCAGCACGCAGGCCCCUGGCAUGCAGGGCCCUGCCAGCGACCCUGUGGACACCUUCCUGGGUACCCUCCGGAGGCCGGGCAGUGAGCCCGCGGGGCCCUCCUCGCUGCGAACCCAGUACCUGCCCCCGUCGGUGGCCUCCAUCCGUGUGUCAGCCGUGCUGCUCCAGGAUGCCCUGGGGGCUGGGUGCACAGGUGCGUCUCUCUGCUGUGCUACGCUGCGGUGGCUCCUGGCCGAGAACGCCGCCGUGGACGCCGUGAGGGCCCAGGCGCUGUCGUCCGUCCAGGGAGUGGCCCCAGACAGCGGGGAAGUCCACCUCACCGUCCGCGAGGUGGCCGUGACGGACCUGUCCCCCGCGGGCCCCAUCCAGGCCGUGGAGAUCCAGGUGGAGAGCGCCUCACCAGCCAACCUGUGCCAGGCACACCACGCCCUGGUCAGCCGCAUGCAGACGGUGGUCGCGGCGCAGGCCGCCCGUGGCUCCAGCCCGCCCGAGCUCCGCCUGCAGCAGCUGCGCCAGACACUUGCCCGUCACGAGACGCUGCUCAGGGAGGUGCAGGCCCUGCGGGACCAGCUGUGUGCAGAGGACACGGUGCAAGCCUGUGCAGCCGCCGAGCAGCUCCUGCAGGUGUACGGGCAGCUGCGCCACCCAGGCCUCCUCCUGCUGUGACACCGCGCACCUGCUCCUGCUCGCCAGCCAGC
Molecule: messenger RNA, 2650 nt
Organism: Choloepus didactylus (southern two-toed sloth)
Lineage: Eukaryota; Metazoa; Chordata; Mammalia; Pilosa; Megalonychidae
Gene: FAAP100
Product: FA core complex associated protein 100
Exons: 9
Coding region: 12-2618 (868 amino acids)
Biological process (GO): interstrand cross-link repair
Cellular component (GO): Fanconi anaemia nuclear complex; nucleoplasm
Source: RefSeq, a predicted model, not a curated record